Nerophis ophidion (straightnose pipefish) is the source of this 7727-nucleotide messenger RNA. Its product is annotated as fibronectin type III domain-containing protein 4-like. The transcript is spliced from 8 exons. The record is from RefSeq and is a predicted model, not a curated record. The coding region runs from base 341 to 1159 and encodes 272 amino acids. Gene Ontology annotation, molecular function: protein binding. Lineage: Eukaryota; Metazoa; Chordata; Actinopteri; Syngnathiformes; Syngnathidae.
UGUGUGUGUGUGUUUAGUGAUUGGCUCGCCUCUCCAUCUCUGUCAGAAGCCGUGCAGCUAUAGGUUGCUCGUCUCCAUUUUCCUCCAUAAACAUAAACUGACCGCUGUGUUUUUCUUUUGUUACACCUCAAUCCACCGCCUGCAGCCCCGCGGCAACAAAUAACCGCUGCGGUUCGACGCCGAGAGUCGAUUCCACCUGUUUGCGUGAUGGCGCUCUUCUUGCUGAGACGAUGCUGAGCCAUCCGCGCUGAUCUGGUGGAGACGCGUCCGAUCCGCGGCUGCCUGGAAGCCAGGAGGAGAGAGGAGCGAACUCGGAAGGAUCCAAGACGAGGAGGAGGCGAUGCCCGCGUCUUCUCACCUGGACGCCGGGCUGGUGCUCCCGCUGCUGCUUCUGGGUGGCUGGGUGGUCGGCGGAACUGUGCCAGCUGCCCCGGUGAACGUGUCGGUGACCCAAUUAAGAGCCCACUCAGCCAUGGUGACCUGGAAUAUCCCUCAAGGAGACACAGUCAUUGGCUAUGCCAUCUCGCAGCAGAGACAGGACGGCCUGAUGCAGCGCUCCAUCCGGGAGGUGAACACUUCAAGCCACUGGUGUGUGCUUUGGGAUCUGGAUGAGGACACACACUACAGCGUGCAGGUGCAGUCCGUCGGGCCGCACGGCGACAGUCAACCAAGCAGAGCCCUCCACUUCAGGACACUGGAAAGAAGUGACCACUAUCCGGCUGGAGUUUUGGACCACCAUGAGCCGGCCAUGGAGGGUUUGGGUAUGACACCACACCUGCAAACUGGAGAGCUGCUCAUCAUCACGACAGUGCUGCUGCUUUGGGCAGCCGUCAUCGCCCUGUUCUGCCGUCAGUACGAGAUCAUCAAGGACAACGACUCAAACGGGACCAGGGAGAAAACCAAGAGGCCGCUGGUCCAGGCUGCGUCCUCCUACUACAACGCCUCAGCCCCGAGCUCGCCAAUCUACCACAAUGGCGACAUCCACAGCGGAAGGCUGCCGUCGACUCGCCUGAGACACUGCGCGUCAAGACCCAGCCGUGGACACACCCUUCCGACUAUCAGCUUCACAGAGCUUCCUCCUCCAUCAGCAUCAUUCGAGUCUGAGAGAUGGCGUCGGGGUCAGCAGGGUCUAUUUCAGAGUAAAACGUGGACAAAAUAAGCAACACUUCACAUAAAAAAAACAACUUUUCAACCAAUAAUACCUGGCCGUCCCGGAGAGAAGAGCAACUGCUGCCAUCUUGUGGCAAAAGACUUCAAUGUUUAGACCUGUGCUGAACAAAAUGGACGCGGCAGAGGUUUUGCUUUUCCCGCCGGUUGACGUCACUCUCACUUCCUGUUUCCGGUUAUACUUUCCCGCUCGUGAACAUCACCGGCUUCUGACUGCGCAGACGCGAAAGUAAGUUCGUUUCCACCAUUUCUUCUGUCAAUACACUUCCAUACAUAGACGUCUUGUAAGGAGACGCAGCAUUGGCUGCUGCGACGCGAGAAAUUGGGCCGCCAUCUUGAAGUGGUGAUGAGGAGCCGCGGAGCAGCCUCAACGGACAGUUGGCAGGUAGAAAACAAAGAUGUCGGGCUGGUGUUCAGCGUUUUUCUGCUCAAAUGUUGAAAAUAGGAAUCGGGGGAUUGCUUUUCACAAGUAAGAUCUAGCAUUAAUGUAGUAUUGGUUGUGUUUUUGUGAAAAUAAUAUCACCACAGAGUUGAGAAGGAGCAAAGAUCUUCUAACUUUAUAUUUGAUUAUUAACACAAUUACCAAAUAUGUUGUCUGUAAGAAGGUGAAUUGUGUUCAAAUGCCCCGAAUUUCCCCUGAAUGGUUUGAAAAUGUAACAUUGGGUUCCACAAUGUAAAGCGCUUUGAGUCACUAGAGAAAAGCGCUAUAUAAAUAUAAUUCACUUCACUUCACUACAAUAGUACUGAAAUUGUAGCCGCUAGAAAACAAGAGUAUGACCCUAAGGGCGUCCAAACUUUUUCCACAGAGGGCCGCACACGGAAAAAAUUAAGCAUGCAGGGGCCUUUUUUAUAUUUUUCAUUUUCAAACCAUAACAAAAUAUAUAUAUGGAUUUUUUUUAACCCUUAGGGCUCCUGGGGAGCAUAGAGGGUCUCAGUCUCUAAAAUGUUAAAAAUAAGUCAAAUUAUUAUUGUUAUUGUUUAUUUAAUGCUUACAGUAAAUAUCUAUAUCAACUUGUGGUUCAUAUAAAGUAAAAAAAAAAAGUUUUCAUGCCUUUUGUGUCAAACACAGCUUUGUUUUUUUAUAUUAAAACUGAAAUAUGCAGUACUUAGAUGGAUAGAUAGAUAGUACUUCAGGAGAGUUCCUUUAUUUAGCAAUUAAAGCCCUCAAAGAUCAAUAAUGCAGGACACCAUUGAUUUUAAUUAUUUAAUAUUUUUGAGUAAUCACAGUGAAAAGUUAAAUAAAAUCCUACUAAAUAUAUUUAGUUAGAAAGGUUCCCCACUCAUAAAGUGAUGCAUUUUUAUUACUUGUUUUUUUUUUUUUUUUACUUUUAACACUUAAAUUUCAAGAUCAACUUCCGAUAUAUCUGUUGAUUUUAAGUUUGAACUAUUAUUUUGUUUGUUUUAUGCGCUUUUGUCAAAACUUUGAUGGUAUUGUAUGGCAGGGGUAGGGAACCUAUGGCUCUAGAGCCAGAUGUGGCUCUUUUGAUGACUGCACCUAGCUCUCGGAUACAUCUUAGCUGACAUUGCUUAACACGAUAAUGAUAAUGAAUAAUUCCGCUGGAAAUCACAGUGUCAAAAAUCAAUCAAUCAAUCAAUCAAUGUUUAUUUUAUAGCCCUAAAUCACAAAUGUCUCAAAGGACUGUACAAACCACUACGACUACGACAUCCUCGGAAGAACCCACAUAAGGGCAAGGAAAACUCACACCCAGUGGGACGCCAGUGACAAUGCUGACUAUGAGAAACCUUGGAUAGGACCUCAAAUGUGGGCAACCCCCGCCCCCCUAGGGGACCGAAAGCAAUGGAUGUCGAGCGGGUCUAACAUGAUACUGUGAAAGGUCAAUCCAUAGUGGCUCCAACACAGCCGCGAGAGUUCAGUUCAAAGUGGAUCCAAGACAGCAGCAAGAGUCCCGUCCACAGGAAACCAUCCCAAGUGGAGGCGGAUCAGCAGCGUAGAGAUGUAUAUAUGUAUAUAUAUAUAAAAAUAACGUUCAAAAUACAAAACGUUCUCAUGCAUUUUCAUCCAUCCAUCCGGUUUCUACCGCACUUGUUCAAGAAGUCGGAUUAAUGGUAAGGAGUAUUUUAUUUAUUUUUUGGUUAGCCUCAGAAUAACAAUGUUACUAAAAAGAAUAAGAGACUUAUAAUACUCUAAAAAUGUUGGUCUUUCUUAAAAAUGCACGCGUUUAGUUGAAUUCACUGUUAAAAAAAAUAAAUAUUUGGCUCUCACGGAAAUACUUUUAAAAAUAUUUGGCUUGUAUGACUCUCUCAGCCAAAAAGGUUCCCGACCCCUGUUGUAUGGCAACCACACAACAUACGCUAUAUUUUUUUUUCACAUAAAACAUUUUUAAGUGAUAAUUUUUAAGUAAUAAUUUAUUAUAACAUAGAUUUUUUGUUGCCUUUUUUUUUUUGGGAGGAAUGGAAAGAAAAGAAAAUAUAGACAAAAGGAAAAAAAACUGCCUGCAUGGCAGCUUUGUGUCAACAUUGCCACUAAUUUCUCAUUAGAUUUCACCUCAUUCCAAUUUUUUUUUAAAUGUUUUUUUUAAUUUUUGCAAUGCUAUCAAUUUUGCCAUUUUUGCAGAAUGUGUGGCGGGCCGGUAAACGAUUAGCUGCGGGCCACAAAUGGCCCCCCGGGCCGCACUUUUGACACCCCUGGUAUGACCAUAAUAGAAUUGCUUGUCAAUGAAAUUAAUUACAUUUAAAAAUGUCAUACUUGUCAUUCUCUGCAAACUUAUGGUGGCAUCAUGCCUUCAGUUUGCAUAUUGGUUAUAGUUCUCUGCAAACCUAUGAACUGUUCCAUUUUGUCUUCAUUAUUUUUCUCAGAAUGCACCAGAAUGCUUCAUUUGUAUGUGAAAAUCACAAAGAAAUCUUCUGGGGGAGGAUGACCCCCAUACAGGGGUUUGGUUUACAAACUUUCAGCCCCUCCUAAAACAAAAUUCACCAGCCGCCACUGAUUAUGAUGCAUUCUCAUUUUAGGCAAAGUAUGAGAAAAUACUUUCUUAACCAUCAAUCAAUCAAUCAAUGUUUAUUUAUAUAGCCCCAAAUCACAAAUGUCUCAAAGGACUGCACAAAUCAUUACGACUACAACAUCCUCGGAAGAACCCACAAAAGGGCAAGGAAAACUCCCACCCAGUGGGCAGGGAGAAUUCACAUCCAGUGGGACGCCAGUGACAAUGCUGACUAUGAGAAACCUUGGAGAGGACCUCAGAUGUGGGCAACCCCCCCCCUCUAGGGGACCGAAAGCAAUGGAUGUCGAGCGGGUCUAACAUGAUACUGUGAAAGUUCAAUCCAUAGUGGCUCCAACACAGCCGCGAGAGUUCAGUUCAAAGCGGAUCCAAGACAGCAGCGAGAGUCCCGUCCACAGGAAACCAUCUCAAGCGGAUCAGCAGCGUAGAGAUGUCCCCAACCGAUACAGGCGAGCGGUCCAUCCUGGGUCCCGACGAGCGGUCCAUCCUGGGUCUCGACUCUGGACAGCCAGUACUUCAUCCAUGGUCAUCGGACCGGACCCCCUCCACAAGGGAGGGGGGGAUAUAGGAGAAAGAAAAGAAGCGGCAGAUCAACUGGUCUAAAAAGGAGGUCUAUUUAAAGGCUAGAGUAUACAGAUGAGUUUUAAGGUGAGACUUAAAUGCUUCUACUGAGGUAGCAUCUCGAACUGUUACCGGUUAACAUUAUGAUUGUAACCAGGAAUAAUAAUUCAAGUAACAAUAUGUAAAUACUAACAUUGUUGGGUAAGACAGAAUUUGGUUUUAUUCUGAAUCUAGAAUAGAAUGGAAUUUAUUGUCAUUAUAUUUGCAUAUAACGAGAUUAAAGACUCCAACUCAAGGUGCACCUGUAGCGCCUGCCUGAUGGUAGCCAGGGUGUGUCCCGUCUUUGGUGAUGCUUUUUGCUUUCUUGAGGCAACGGGAGUCGUGUAAAUCCCUUCAGGGAGGGCAGGGGACAGCCAAUGAUUGUUUGUGCAGACUUUAUGACCCCCUGAAUCGCCUGUUUUGUCUGCUUCAGUGCAGCUGGCGUACCACACUGUUAUGCAGUACGUCAGCAGGCUCUCGACAGCCGAGCGAUAGAAAGUCACCAUCAGCGGUCUCUCCAGUCUCUUUUUCGUCAGCACCCUCAGGAAGUGGAGUCCCCGCUGUUGUAUUUUGGGUCCAGGACAGGUCAGCAGAUAUGAGGGUGCAGAGGAACUUGACCGAGUUGACUCUCUCCAGCUCCUCGCCGUUGAUGUAGAGGGGGGCGGGGUCUGCAGUGUUUUUCCUGAAGUCAAAGAUGAGUUCUUUGGUGUUUGUGGUGUUUAGUGCCAGAUUAUUCACUGAACUGAACUGAAUCUAGUAAAACCGAUUGGUUGUUUUAGCUGAUAUAAAGACUUUCAGGUGUUUAUAGAUGUUUAAGUAUUUGGCUUUUAUUCAAAGCGACAUAAAUUAAUAAAAAAUACUUAUAAAAAGUCACUGUAAACAUGAUAAUUUAAGGGAAGAAUGUAAUACAAAAUAUCAAUAAAAAGUGUCAAGACGGAAUAAACUCUGCUGCUGCAGCAACAGAGAUACAGUUUAUAAGAUGUAUAGAUAUCUAUUGUAUUCAUACAUUGUUUACGUAGGAUAUACGCAUGUAUAUAUAACCUAAUGAUAUUGUUUCUUUAACUUAAAAAUAGCUGACCGUUUUUUCCAUUUUCUCUUUUUUUUCCAUUUUCCAUUUUCUCUUGGUUUAUAUUGGAUUAUAUUGCCAGUCUCCCUUAGAGAUAGGGUGAGAAGCUCUGCCAUCCGGGAGGAACUCAAAGUAAAGCCGCUGCUCCUCCACAUGGAGAGGAGCCAGAUGAGGUGGUUCGGGCAUCUGGUCAGGAUGCCACCCGAACGCCUCCCUAGGGAGGUGUUUAGGGCACGUCCAACCCGUAGUAGGCCACGGGGAAGACCCAGGACACGUUGGGAAGACUAUGUCUCCCGGCUGGCCUGGGAACGCCUCGGGAUCCCCCGGGAAGAGCUAGACGAAGUGGCUGGAGAUAGGGAAGUCUGGGCUUCCCUGCUUAGGCUGCUGCCCCCGCGACCCGACCUCGGAUAAGCAGAAGAUGAUGGAUGGAUGGAUGGAUAUAUUGCUAGUUUUGAUCUCGGACAUCUGGUCACUUAUAGCAGCGGUUCUCAACGUUUUUUCAGUGAUGUACCCCCUGUGAACAUUUUUUUUUUAAUUCAAGCACCCCCUAAUCAGAGCAAAGAAGAGAUAAAAAAGUAAAAUACAGCACCGUGUCAUCAGUUUCUGAUUUAUUAAAUUGUAUAAAUUGUAGUGGUCUUUCUUGAACUAUUGGGGGAAAAAGAUAUAAAAAUAACUAAAAACUUGUUGAAAAAUAAACAAUUGAUUUAAUUAUAAAUAAAGAUUUCUACACGUAGAAGUAAUCAUCAACUUCAAGUGCCCUCUUUGGGGAUUGUAAUAGAGAUCCAUUUUCUUCACACAAAAAAAGGAUCUUUAACAUCAAUAUUUAUCAAUCAAUCAAUGUUUACUUAUAUAGCCCUAAAUCACUAGUGUCUCAAAGGGCUGCACAAACCACCACGACAUCCUCGGUAGGCCCACAUAAGGGCAAGGAAAACUCACACCCAGUGGGACGUCGGUGACAAUGAUGACUAUGAGAACCUUGGAGAGGAGGAAAGCAAUGGAUGUCGAGCGGGUCUAACAUGAUACUGUGAAAGUUCAAUCCACAAUGGAUCCAACACAGUCGCGAGAGUCCAGUCCAAAGCGGAUCCAACACAGCAGCGAGAGUCCCGUUCACAGCGGAGCCAGCAGGAAACCAUCCCAAGCGGAGGCGGAUCAGCAGCGCAGAGAUGUCCCCAGCCGAUACACAGGCGAGCAGUACAUGGCCACCGGAUCGGACCGGACCCCCUCCACAAGGGAGAGUGGGACAUAGAAGAAAAAGAAAAGAAAAGAAACGGCAGAUCAACUGGUCUAAAAAGGGAGUCUAUUUAAAGGCUAGAGUAUACAAAUGAGUUUUAAGGUGAGACUUAAAUGCUUCUACUGCAUUUAUGGAACAUGUCCACAAAAAAAUCUUGUUGAAGUAUUAUUCAAUAAAUAUACUUAUAAAGGAUUUUUGAAUUGUUGCUAUUUUUAGAAUAUUUUUGAUAAAUCUCACGUACCCCUUGGCAUACCUUCAAGUACCCCCAUUUGAGAACCACUGACUUAUAGCAUAUAAGAAUAUUCUAUUACUUUUAAGCAAACUAUGAAUAAUAAAACAUGUGUCCUUCAUCAUAGGUACACGUAUGACAAAAAUACGCGUGGAAAUCAGUGGUAUUCAGUGAGGUAAAAUUAAUUAAAUACGGUCCUUCGGAAUGAAUUGCACUGAGUGGAGCGGAUCACCACUCCAAGAUGGUGGCCCCGCGUCUCGUCAGCGCCAGUAGGCAGUAGCGCUCGAUGCUGCGUCAACUUAUAAGUAUUGUCUACGGUCAAUACACUUAAUUAUGCACACUGCAUAAUUAUUUACAUAAUUAACAAUUGUUUUAAGAAUGUUGAAUGUAACGUCGUCCCAAAUUCUUUUACUGUCAAAAACGAAGAUCAUUUUAUUAAACUAGAUGAGUCCAUUCCUGAAGGAAUUACGUGUG